Messenger RNA from Ricinus communis (castor bean), 819 nucleotides. RefSeq lists its product as uncharacterized. The record is from RefSeq and is a predicted model, not a curated record. Lineage: Eukaryota; Viridiplantae; Streptophyta; Magnoliopsida; Malpighiales; Euphorbiaceae. The transcript is spliced from 3 exons. The coding region runs from base 1 to 819 and encodes 272 amino acids.
AUGGAUGAUAAGUUGACAGUCGUUUGCGAUAUGCCAAUCCCAUUCCUUGGUUGUCUUUGCCGGUUUCCCAAGAUCAGUGGUUCUUCCAAUGGUCUUCCUUGUCUUGAUAUUUCGCCCUAUUAUGCCUCAGGGUUUGUGCUCUGGAAUUUUACCAUUAAGCAAUUUAGGUUUCUUGCUAGAUCAACAAUUAGUGAUGGCAUUAAAUCCUUUUGGAUGGUGGCUACUAGGUUUGGAUUUAAUCAACAAACUAAUGAUUAUAAACUGGUAAGGAUUGUGAGUUUUUGCUGUAAUCAAGCUAAUGAUGAUGGGGAUGCUGGUGAUGCUAUUGAUAUUGGGGCCGAGUUGUAUUCUUGGAGUAGUGCUUCUUGGAGGGUUUUGGAUUCAACAAUGAUUGAAGAAACAAUUGGAAAAAUAAAAAUACUAGAUGCUGGUAGUGGAAUUUGCACUAAACCUUUGCAAUUUAAAGAUGCACUUGGUUUGACCUUUUACCCUACUUUGAAUGUUUAUCGUGGAUAUGGUAGACAGAGUAAUCGAAUUGACUUAUGGGUGUUUGAAGAUUAUGGUUAUGGCGAUGGUGAUGUGAUGGGUAUUCCAAUUUGUGUUCAUAAUGAUUCUGAAUUGAUACUGAAGCGUGUAGCUGGAAAUCAAAUCAAUCUAGCUUUCUUGAAUUUUAGUGGUCAAAGCAUCAAGAGCCUAACCAUCUGCAGUUCUGAGUUUACAUCCCAAUUUUACAGUUAUGUGGAGAGCUUAGUUCUAGUAUCAACUUCAGGGAAAGAAGGUGAACAGGUUGCAAUGGCAAAGAAGGCUCAGGAGGAGUGA